Messenger RNA from Pelmatolapia mariae (spotted tilapia), 2409 nucleotides. RefSeq names its product protein sidekick-1-like. Gene Ontology annotation, molecular function: protein binding; phosphatidylserine binding. The transcript has 14 exons. Lineage: Eukaryota; Metazoa; Chordata; Actinopteri; Cichliformes; Cichlidae. The record is from RefSeq and is a predicted model, not a curated record. Gene Ontology annotation, biological process: cytoskeletal rearrangement involved in phagocytosis, engulfment; apoptotic cell clearance. Bases 41 to 1915 code for a protein of 624 amino acids.
UCAACCAAUCUGUCCUUUGAUUCAGAGAGAAGAAGGUAAAAUGAUUAUUUUGGCCAGCAAACACCUUGCUGUGUAUUGCAACCUUCUCUUUUGUUUUCUUGCAGGUUUCGUGUCUGCAGAAACUGUAACAGUCACGGUGGGAACAGAUGCUAUUUUAAAAUGCAGCUAUGAUGCAAACUAUUACGGCAGGCUUUCUGCAUGCUGGGGCAAGGGAACCAUACCAAACAGCGGCUGUGCCAACGAGGUGCUAAAGACAGAUGGGACGUCAGUGAUCAGCAGGUUGUCAGAACGUUACCUGCUCAUGGGCAAUCUUGGCCAGGGUGAUGUGUCUCUGACCAUCAGGCACGCCGAGGAGCAGGACUCUGGUGUGUACGGCUGUCGUGUGGAAAUACCAGGCUGGUUCAAUGACCAGAAACGUCACGUGACUCUGAAAGUGAAUGCAGUUCCACCGAAUCCACUGAGAAUCGAGGCAAGAGAGGUGAAGGAAAGGACCGUCACUAUUCGCUGGAGUCCUGUGUUCGACGGCGGCCGUCCCAUUACAGCUUACAGGGUUGAUAUAAAAAACAAACAGACACCCUGGGAAACAAAAAAAACCACCGAGCUGCAUGAUCCUUCACUGACUCACGUGACUUUGGUGGAUUUGAGUCCAUCCAAGACCUACAACCUUCGCAUGUUCGCCAUCAACAGCGUUGGGAUGAGUGAAACCAGCAACGUUCUCACUAUCACUACAAAAGAAGCAGCACCAGAGGGCCCGCCCCUGGAUAUGCAGCUUGUGGCCCUCAGUUCCAGCAGCAUCAAAGUAACCUGGAAGCCUCCGAGGACUGAGCUGAGAAACGGCGUCCUGCGGGGUUACAACAUUAACUACAGAGAGUAUGACCCCGUGGCCAAACAGUUUAAACGGUGGCAGUAUUUACAUGUGGCUGCAACGCGUGAACAAGAGACCGUCACUCUUGCUAACCUGAAGCCUUCUACCAUGUACGGCGUGCUCGUACAGGCCAAAACAAUCGCCGGGGUCGGACCAGCUUCAAAUGCACCUCUCUGCUCAACUCUGGAUGAGAUUCCUAAAACAACAACAACAACAGUAACUACUUUGCCUUCUUCCACUGCUGCCACAAUGCGGAUACAUUUUUCCUCGGUUUAUGCAACCUCAACAACUUCAACAACCCCAUCAACUUCAACAACCUCAACAACUUCAACAACCCCAUCAACUUCACCAAUGUCAACAACUUCAACAACCCCAUCAACUUCAGCAACCUCAAGAACUUCAACAACCCCAUCAACUUCAGCAACCUCAAGAACUUCAACAACCCCAUCACCUUCAACAAUCUCAAUAACUUUUUAUGCCGCCACAGAUUGGGAGCAAAGCACUGCCAGUAUCUCAGGAGUGCCCCCGGAUCCCCCAGUGAUCGAGUUAAAGAAGGUGGACGGCAAUUCGUUUUCCCUUUUUUGGAAUAUUAGUUCCGAAGGUGACAGCCCCAUCACCGGGUAUUUCCUCGAGUACAAAGCAGUGAAUGCUUCCUGGGAUUACACAAAGAACGCUGUGGACUUUGGAGCCCAUGAGACGGAGGCCACAAUAAUAGAGAUGAAUCCCUCGACAUACAACGUCCGCAUGUUUGCCAAGAACAGCCAGGCCACCAGUGCAGCCAGCAAUGUCCUCACGAUCACCACUGGGGAAGCAGGUCAUCAAAAGGACAUACUCAUUACCAGCAUGAUGCCUUAUACUGCAAGCCCUUUGAAGAGUCCUAGUCAUCACCUGAUAGGCAUCUUUGUAGCUGUGGGCCUCUUGGUGGUAACAGGCGCCAUAUUAACCAUGUGGCAGCUUCGCCGACUAAAACAGAAAAAAGGCACCCUGAGCAUCUGGCUGGGUAAUGGAGAAGUACGCUACACAGACUGCGAGUCACUACAUGAGCUGUAAAACACAGAGUUAAUUUGGGCUACGGAAGGAUCGUAGAACUAACCAAGACAAAAAGUACUUUUAAAUUUCACAUUUGCAAAAAAAAAAAAAAGAAAAAAAAGAAAAAGAUUGUAUAUUUUUGUCUGUCACCAAGGACAGAUGACUAAUCUACUAAAACGUCACCGACAUGUCGGGCUGAUUACAACUAACCAAAAGGAAACACUCAUUAAAUAAGCUUACAAAAAGGGGGACUCUGGGUUUUAUAAAGCAGCUUCUGUUUGUGUGUGUGGUUGUGUUUCUACAGUCAUCAUCGAAUCAUCAGUUUUUUUUGUUUUUUUGUUAGUUUUAGUUUUGCAUGUAAUGGGAACGCACGACAGCUCUGCUAUUGUUUUUGUUUUUGUGAAACUUUUACAGUGUUUGUCCAUCUGCAUGUAGUGUAAACCACAGUGUGUUUAUUUAACAAUCACAGAAUAAAUUAACACUUAGCCACAAGCUGUGCUGAAUGCAUUUGUUUA